This is a messenger RNA of Aspergillus viridinutans, 3366 nucleotides long. RefSeq names its product putative GPI-anchored cell surface glycoprotein. The transcript has 4 exons. Lineage: Eukaryota; Fungi; Ascomycota; Eurotiomycetes; Eurotiales; Aspergillaceae. The record is from RefSeq and is a predicted model, not a curated record. The coding region runs from base 1 to 3366 and encodes 1121 amino acids.
AUGUCUCUUAAUGGGCUAGAUAAUCCCGCUGUCAUCGAAGCCUACCAGAGCGCUCUGGCCGAAGCGGGAGGAUGGUUUCUUCUCCGUUACUUAUCAAGGGACGAGGUAACUCUGCUUGACCGAGGAACAGGCGGGGUGCCAGAUGUGCGGAGUGCGAUCGACAGCUAUGAAGAAAUCUCUCCUCUCUACGGUUUCUUACAAUAUCGGCGGAGGAAGGUAGUGCUGAGCUACCUGCCAGAGGGCCUCUCGAGGCUUAUACAAGCCCGAUCCACAGUGCAGUUUCAGUCAAUCUUGGACAAGCUCUCACCCCACGAUACUGUAUUCUCCUUCGCAAAGUCAGCAGAUCUUACUGAGAGUGCACUGUCUUCUGCGUGCCUGUUACAUGCUGCUUCAGGUUCUAUCACCUCCUCUUCAAGCUCCCUCCGCCGUCGCAGGCUGAUGGAAAUUGCUGAAGAUGCAGAGGAAAACAAUACGACCAAGGACCAGACGCAGGCCCCAUCUCCACAUGCGGACAAUCGACAAAGGUCAACCAGCCAUGUAUCCGAAGCCACCAUAGUGCCCCUAUCAGUCACGUCGAACGCUCGAGAAAACCCCAGUGGCGACGAAUCGCCCCUCGUCGCAAAGAGCCCACAAGAUUCACAAGCCAGUGAUCAAGUCUCUCUCUCCUGGGAUAGUAGAUCCGAACGCCCCGCUUCACGAAGAAGACUUGAGGAUGACAUAUCCUACGCACCAUCCGAAUCGCGGAGGUCUACACAGUCGGUCAGGCCGUCGUUCAGGGACCUGGAGCGUGCGAGUACGUACAACCCGAAAGUCAAGCGUGGCCCUCGACCUUCGGUAGACGGGAGCGGGCGUCCUCGCACGGCAGGUAACCUGUCUCGAAACGCCGAGCAGCGGCCGGUAGCCUCUUUACCGGCUGGUGUUAGGACAUCUUCGUUACGGAAAGGCAACCCGAGCCCAUCUCGUCCCCGUUCUCAAGGAAGCCCAAUGGCAUCCGUGUCCAGCCGAACAGCUCCCCCUGUCCCGCCCUUGUUGGUCCCGCCAUUGUCAAUGCCGAUUUCACGGCCUCAGCUUUCACCUGGUGCUAAAUCACUGAGUGCUCUGUCUUCGUUUGGCACCUCAAACGAAAAGGAACGGCUGAUGAAAGCUCUUCAGUUGCGAAAAACGCAAAUGGAAAAGCGGGCGGCGGAUAGUAAAAAGGAUCGUAAGGGGAAAGAUGAGAGAUUGACAGAUGUUGACGAGAAUAAGGAGAACAUUGAUCAGGCUGAUGACAAGUCGAAGCAUGAGCAAGAAACUGCAGCGGUGACCGAACAUAGCAAAGAGCCUUGUCCUAAGAUGCAGCUUUCCAUUUUGCCCGGAUCAAUCGCACUUCCUGAGGAAAAGCUUGCCCCUGACGAAAAGCUUGCUAUGUCCGACUCCGCAAAACCCGAUUCCGCCGUGGGUAUGGAGGUCGCCAACUUCGAUGACGAACAGCUUCCCAAUCAGUCGCUUCUGAGAACAGGCAACGCUCUUACAGCCAAUCCAGAAGAAUCAUCGGAGACAGACCAGUUACAGGCGACUCAAGUGGCUCCGAAAAUUGAAGCGGACGCUGCCCACAGAGACUUGACCGUGUCCAUUGACAACGACACUAAAAGUGGCCCCGGCUUGCCUAGCGCCGACAUCCACGUCCCACCCCAAGACAUGGAAAAAGCUGCAACAGAGAAAAUCCAAGAAAUUGUUCCCUCUCCUUCGCAUCUGGAAAAUUAUCCUGUUACUGGCCUGGACGAGGCUUUAACAGUGACUGACCCGGCCGAUUUAACCCUGCCCCAAUCCAUUCCUAUUCCCGACUCGCCAACUUCCAAUUCACAGUCGAGCUCCACUCCUGAAGCGACGGUAAUAGCACCUUAUCCCGGGGAGCCGCAGAAUGACUUGAUCCCUGAAACCUCGAAUGCGGAUUCGAAGAACGUGAAUACUCGUAAAGACAAGCGCAAACCUCAGCUCGAGCCUAUUCAGGUGCCCACUCCAGACUAUUCUGAUGACGAAAAUCUCCUUUCGGAUGAUUCCUUCAUGGAAGAACUGAAAAGCGCCACUGUCGAGGAAGCGAAGCCUGUUUCGGUCGGAAAGUCGCCGUUGUCGCCUGUCUAUCCAAAUAACAAUGACCAGAUAAGCUCUCAUGCUUGGAAGAAUUCGCGGGCGGUUUCGAACCCGAGCGCCCUGGGACACCGAUUUUACAAUAUGCAGUCACUCUCAGGGGACAGAUCAGUGUCUGGUCCUUCCGGAGACAUGGAUAGCGCAGCAGGUCCUGUGCUUGUGGCCAAGAAGAUCAAUGUAUCUUCAGGAAUCUCAAAGCGCAUCAAAGCUCUGGAGAAGUUUUCCAACGGCCGUGAAACGUCAUCGAACUCAGGGUUGAAUCUAGCUCCACCUACUGCAUCCUCUUUCGAAGCUCUUCGAAAGCGAGCCUCCGUGUCGCUAAGUGGGGGCAAUUCAGACGUAGGCUCAAUUUCCCGGCGUGGCUCUUAUUCUCCGGAAGCUUUCUCCCGAGCCCCUAGUGUCAAAUGUCGCGACUCACAAUCUAGUACGAAUGCUGCAUGCACUACGAGUUCAAUCUCGGUGACUGCUCGGAUAGUGCGCGACGCAACCAAUACCCCUAGCGAUUCAAAACCAGACCUGCCAGACUCGGGCGUACUCAAUCUCCAAGCUAGUCUUUUGACCGUUGAACGUGGGUCUCUGGAACCGACGAUUACCAAAUCAGAAGAACACAGUAUGUCUUCGUCUUCUGGUCACCAGUCUCGAGCCGCUUCGGUGUCACGAUCUGAGAGCAGACUGUCCAUCUCCUCUGUCUCGAAAAAGGAUGAGGCCUUUUUGUCGAAGUCGACCAGCGAUUUAUCUUCGUCCCCUGAGGAGAAGAGGACAUCUCGCGCUUCUCGACUCCUACGCCGCAUGUCAUCGAUAACGUCAAAUUCAAAGAAGAGCGUCAUUGGGGCAUUCAGUCCUUCCGUCAAGGAAGAAGAAAGCGAACCGGCUGCUGCUGAGAAGCCGAAGGCUAGCGUGAGCACCGCGGCAAUCGACGUCGGCGAGGUCAAUGUUCAGUUCCCUGACACCCUCCUCUGGAAGCGCCGGUUCAUUCGGAUCGAUGACAAAGGAUAUCUGAUUUUAGCCCCUGGAAAUGUCGAUUCAAGCAGCCGCAAUAUGAUCAAGCGGUACCAUCUGACUGAGUUCAGAACACCGUGUAUACCGGAUGAAGAUCGUCAAGAACUGCCCAACAGCAUUUUGCUUGACUUCUUGAACGGCAGCACCCUCCAGUGCGCCUGUGAAUCCCGACAAGGACAAGCCUCUGUGCUCCAAACACUCAUUGACGCUCACAGUGCUCAUCAGCAGUCACUGCCCUGA